UGAAUUUGCCUGUUUUAUGAGUGCAUGUGCGUUGUACGUUUCAGGCGUGCCUCACAUGCCGCACCGGUAUAGACUAUUGCUGAAUCUAACACGUAAAUAAAUGUCAAUCGCGAGGAAGUGACGCACCCGCAUGCGCAAUCACAAUCGUGUAGCGGCAAGCUACCCUGUCCUGAAUUGAACUAAACGAGCCUUGUCCGUUUAGCCUAUUUGGGGUUAUCAGCUAACAAGGGAACGCCUUGCACGGAGGAUCUGUGUGAAGCAAAAGGGGUGGACGUUCGGUGACGUCCAAUUUUACCCUCGAGUACGCAGACUAGCUGAACUCUUCAUUUCAAAGAGGAAGAGGAGCGACAGCUUUCUCAUGUAAAAAAGACGAGCAGGACAUUGCAGGAAAGUUGCUAUUGACUGGUGUCACAGUGAAGCGUGGAGAAAAUCCCAAGGAAAUGGCCUCUCAGCUCCAACGUAAGAUGGCGAAAACACACUCACGUCACACUCUUCUGACCGAUGAUGAAAAGCAUUACGUUGAGCGACACUUUAAAGGUCUUAAGACACAACGCGUCGGCUGCAAAUGUGAAAUAUUCUCAGCGUAACAAAAGAUUUUUCGAAGAGUCAUCACACAGGAGAAUUAACUUUUUCCCUGCUCAGUGGUCAGAAGAGACUGCUCGGAAGCUCUUGUGAAUUAUCCAGUCAAGUUGUCUUUGGAUGCUUUAUCCGUAAAUACUGACGUUCAGAUGAAGCCCCGUGAAGCAUUAACCGUUUCGGCCGACCAUCCCGAUAUCAGCGCCAACUCAGAACCUUUUCCUAUGAAAGCAGAAGAGGAACCGGAGACUGAGGAAGAAGAACCGCAAUCUGUUCGCAUUAAAGAAGAAGCGCAAGAAGACGACAUAAGCCAGUUUCCGUUGACCGGCGUCACAGUGAAGAAUGAAGGAGGAGACCGUCCCGGAGGAUCGCGAGGCGACGGCUUCUCCGCCGCACCGUCCGACGGCGACAACGCGACAUCGCACUCUUCCGACUAUGACGACGACGAUAAACACGGACGCUCCAAAAGUAACGAGACGUGUCACCAGCGUAGCCGACACGAAAAAUGUUCUCAGCGGUACAAAACGUUUUUCGACAAGCCGUCGUCGAACAGACACGCCGGCGAGAAAACAUUUCCCUGCUCGAUUUGCGGUAGACAAUUCAGUCAGAAUGCAAAUUUGGAACGUCACAUCAGAACGCACACCGGGGAAAAACCAUUUGCCUGCUCAUUUUGUAAUCGACGUUUUUCAGUCAAGAUAGGUUUAGAUAGACACACGAGAAUACACACGGGAGAAAAGCCUUUCGUCUGCUCGGUUUGCGGCAAACGAUUCUCUCGAGAGUCGACUAUUAAGACGCAUUCGCGAUCCCACACGGGCGAGAAACCUUACGCCUGUUCGGUUUGUGGCAAACAGUUCGCUCAAAAGUCCAAUUUUAACACGCAUUCCAGAUCGCACACGGACGAGAAACCUUUUGUCUGCUCCACUUGUGGCAAAACAUUCACUCAGAGAGGAAGCUUAAAUAUUCAUCUAAGGACUCACACCGGAGAAAAACCUUUUCCCUGCUCAGUGUGUGGGAAAAGAUUCACCCGUCGAGUUCUUUUAAAAAGGCACACGAGGAAACACACUGGGGAAAAACCUUUCUCUUGCUUGAUCUGCGGGGACAGAUUCUCUUUGAAGUCCAAUUUAACAAUACACACGAGGAAACACACGGGAGAACAACCUUUUGCCUGCUCAACUUGCGGUAAAACCUUCACUCAGAGUGGUAGCUUAAAAAUUCACAUAAGAACGCACACCGGAGAAAAACCUUUUGCGUGCUCGGUCUGCGGUAAACGAUUCACCCGUAAAGUCAUUUUAAAAAGGCACACGAGGAUACACACUGGGGAGAAGCCUUUUCCCUAAAAAACCUGCGGCAAAGGAUUCUCUGUCCGGACCCGGGUUGCACCGAUACUGGUAUCGGCGUCUAAACCGAUGUGGCGCUAAAAUGACAUCGUUGGUAUCAGGGCGUACAAAGAAACAAUGUGCCGAUGCCACUGCUGCGCAAUACGUUGUUUCGGCCGCCAGCUUCGUAUGCCGCCGUAAAAAAUAAAAAAGCACUCGUGGUUGCCUCAAAUGGAUUGAACGUCAACUAGUGAUAAACCCAUUUCAAUUCUCAGCAAGAUGAUAGGAUGCCGUAUGAUUGGUUUCACAAAACAUGUUUGACAUGAGUUCAAAUCUCUAUCUGGCCCGGCCCUCACACCAUACAAGGAUUAAGCAGUGGCUUUCCUGGGGAAAAAAAUGACAACUGCCUUAUUCAAAACUCGACAAGUUACCCAAAAUGAAUCUUAUGAAUAUUUUAUGUCAAUAAUGGUUGGAUAUAUAAUGCAAAAAGUGUACAAUAGUCUUAUUUAUCAGACAGGAGAUUGACAGAUGAAGACAAUGCAUAUCAUGCUAUCUUUGUUUCUUUGUAUUGUAUCAUUUUGGUGUGUGUGUGUGUGCGUGUGUGUGUAAAUAAAUGUCUCGCAAGUGAUUUUAUUUUUUGGGUCAUUUGCUCCGCAGCAUUUGGUUGGCAUUAUAAGCAAAAUAUGUGACCGACUCUCAUGCAAUCUCCAUGAUUGCGACUUUAUACAAUCCAAUGUAAACGUGACAAUUAGCUCAUUGGCAGCAAUAGGCGUCCAAUCCGUUUUGACCGGGAGCACAUGAACACAGUAUUGAGGAACGCUCGUUCAUUGGUUGCAAUCCUUCUCACUUCCAAUACAUAGGCCGUCUUAUCGUCGUCGACGGCAUUCCGGUAAGGACAUGUUGGACCGAGCCAUGAUAGCAACUGUACAUUCAAGUGAGUAUAGACCCUACUCACCUACGUCACAAAAUGGGCGUGUCGCUGUUUCCGGCCGCCAUAUUGUACCUCUUUUUCGGACCUAUUCUCAUUGUUUUCAAUUAGUCGAGCAAGUUAUAGAGCAAUUCAUGGAAGCCCCGGUGUUAUCUGACGCUGUAAACUCAUUGGAUCCGUUGCAUAAAAGGCGUUACGUGGAAAAGCUUCAGUUUAUCCAGUCACCAGAUCCGUAUUUGAUGCCUAAAUCGAUGUUUUUCAACCCGCUGGCUUCGCCUGACAUCUGAUAUCCUGAUAUUUACAACUAUCUUGUCCACACAAAAUCAGCCUAUUCUCACGAAAGUUUGAAAAACUUUAAGAGCUUGGAGGCUUAUAAAUACUUCGUUGCUGGUUGGGUGAAACAGGUCCUCGUACACGAAAAUUCGGCAGGAAUCUUGUGCUCGGAAGGUGAGUUACGAAAUUUUCAAUUCAAAAUCUUUUGUUCUUGCUAACAUCCACUGUCAAGUCUAAUGUAUUUCAUAUCAUUUGUCAAUGGAGCUAGGGCUUUUAAUGUUUAUAUGGUUUAGCGAUAGCACUCUCACUGUAUACAUAUAUAAUACGUAAUAAAUAUGAAGUGCGAUAGCACUACUCCAGAUUGUCCCUAGUUGAAUUUAUUUUUUGGCUUUUGACCUCAAUAGUGAAAUUGUAAAUUAAUUGUAUGACAACUGUCUGAUUAUCCCCUUAUAAUUAUAUAUUUUCAGGUAGUUCAUUCACAACGUCUGAGUGUAUGUUGUCGGCGAUUAGCCUAGCAAUGAUCUUAAUUGUGGUUCUCAGCCCAAAACCCUCUAAAUAUAUAUUAAAUGCAUCUUACCAGAUAUAAAAUGACUACUACGUAAUCUGUGGUAGUCGUUUGGAGCCCAGUUUUCUCGUCGAAUUGCAGCAGUCAAUCUCGGUCUCCUCUUCGGGUCUCUCGGAAUACGGUAAAAAUUCAAGUCUCCGUCUAUCUUCUCUGUUUUUGCAACCGACCGCCACACACGACUUCACCAUUUUGAUUAUUAAUGUUAACGAGCAGCAAAACACGAGGAAUUUACGAAGCGCUAAUGCAUUAACAUGACUAGUAUCCGGACAACAUGGCGCGGGGGCGUGGCUGUGACGUCACGUGAGUAGGGUCUAU
This is a messenger RNA of Corythoichthys intestinalis (scribbled pipefish), 3973 nucleotides long. Its product is annotated as zinc finger protein 239-like. Bases 729 to 1913 code for a protein of 394 amino acids. Gene Ontology annotation, biological process: regulation of transcription by RNA polymerase II. Gene Ontology annotation, cellular component: transcription regulator complex; chromatin; PcG protein complex. The transcript has 3 exons. Lineage: Eukaryota; Metazoa; Chordata; Actinopteri; Syngnathiformes; Syngnathidae. Gene Ontology annotation, molecular function: RNA polymerase II cis-regulatory region sequence-specific DNA binding; DNA-binding transcription factor activity, RNA polymerase II-specific. The record is from RefSeq and is a predicted model, not a curated record.